AUGACGCCUGCAGUUCUGAACGGUUCCCCUGCGGCCGAAAACUCGGAUGCCGACGCCGACGUCGAGCUCCAGCUUGCGCCGGUGAACGACGAGGAGGAGCAAGACUCCGUGGCCAACCUCACGCAUCUGCGAAGCUUCCCCCAACCGCUCGCCGAAUGCCAAGUCUGCAUCGUCGGAGCGGGCCCUGCAGGCUUGAUGCUAGGCGCGACGCUCGCGAGAUAUGGAAUCCGCGCCGAGGUGAUUGAUGACAGGGCAGAUCAAACACCCGUGGGAAGGGCAGACGGUCUCCAGCCAAAGACGAUUGAGACGUUCCGACAGCUGCGAUUGGCCGACACCUUGCUCCAGCGUGGCGUGCGCGUCUUCGACAUUUCCUUCUGGCGCAGCACCGCGAGCGAACCCCUUCAUCGGCUGGGCCGCGAGGUACACUACCCCCCCGUCAUCGAUGUCUUGGAUCCGUACAUUCUCCUGGUCCACCAAGGCAUCGUGGAAGGCCUGUUCAUCGACGACAUGCGGAAGCGAGGCAGGGAGGUUCGUAGAAACACGGCCUUUGAUUCCUACGAGUUCCCGGCAGGGAAGGCCGGGCAGCUUCAGGUCAACUGCCGGACCAACGUCACCCACGACAAGCGAACCAUCCUGACGCAAUACCUGGUUGGCUGCGAUGGAGCGCACUCUCAGGUCCGAAAGAGCAUACCCGAUGUCGAGGCCGUCGGCAUGUCCCAGGCCGCCAUCUGGGGCGUUCUCGACGGCGAGCUCAUCACCAACUUCCCCGAUAUCUGGUCCAAGACGCUCGUCUAUUCCGAAGAGCACGGCUCCAUCCUCAUCAUCCCCCGCGAGAGAAACAUGACGCGCUUCUACAUCGAGCUGAAGUCGUGCUCGGGCACCGACAGGCGACAGCUGGGCCAGAACUUUGUCAUGGAGCAGGCGAGGAAAAUCAUGGCCCCUUUCAAGAUUGAUUGGAAGUACAUGGAGUGGUUCGGUCGCUACCAGGUCGGCCAGCGGGUGGCCAGCCGCUUCUGCGAUUCAAACACGCGAGUCUUUCUGUCCGGCGACGCGAGCCACACGCACUCCCCCAAGGCGGCGCAAGGCAUGAACACUUCGAUGCACGAUUCGUGGAACCUUUCAUGGAAGCUCAACCUCAGCGUCCGCGGCCUCGCCAAGCCAGAGCUGCUCGAAAGCUAUGAGGAGGAACGUCGAAAAAUCGCGCUGGACCUGGUCAACUUUGACUACGAGCACGCGAAUCAGAUCGCCGGAGGAGAUGCGGUAGCCUUGGCCAAGAACUUCAAGGCCAAUGUCCGCUUCAUCUCGGGAAUAGGAGCAGAGUACGGAAGCAGUUCCGUGAACAAGGAGGAGAUGGAGGUUCCCAUGGUCGCCGGAGAUGCCCGGCCGGGUUGUCUCUUGCCGCCUGCCAAGGUGACGCGCUACAUCGACUCCAACCCGGUCGAUGUGCAACUGGACAUUCCCAUGCUUGGCCAGUUUCGAAUCUUCCUGCUCACCUGGGACGUGCAGCAGGCGGCGCCGUUCCUGGCCACCUUUUGCCUUGCCAUUGCCGAGAACAAGUCGUUCUUGAGCCAGCUGUCCGCCGCGGCCAGCGCAUCGUACGCCGCCCAGCCUCGGCUGGGGUCCGCCGAGGACGUGUACGUCAGACCGGAGAGGUACACGGCAGUCAGCCACCUGUUCACAUUUGGGCUCAUCACAACGAUGGCCAAGGCCGAGCUGGAGAUCUCGGAUCUCCCCACGAUGCUCCAAGACAGCCGCUGGACCAUCUACCUCGACGACAUUCCCGACAAGGAUACAAGAGGCCAAACUUGCACCAACAAGUGGCUGGGCAGCCUCGAGCCUGGCGAUGUCGCCAUCGUGAACGUCCGCCCUGACGGCUACGUCGGGUCCAUAGGACGGUGGGAUUCGAGCGUCGACGACGCAGGCGUGCAAGCUGCACGAUGGCUGGACGAGUAUUAUUCUGGCUUCAUGCAGCUCCCGUCGCCGAGGCGCUGA
Messenger RNA from Drechmeria coniospora, 1992 nucleotides. RefSeq names its product phenol 2-monooxygenase. Lineage: Eukaryota; Fungi; Ascomycota; Sordariomycetes; Hypocreales; Ophiocordycipitaceae. The record is from RefSeq and is a predicted model, not a curated record. Gene Ontology annotation, molecular function: FAD binding. The transcript has 4 exons. Bases 1 to 1992 code for a protein of 663 amino acids.